UUAAGUUGUAUGUAAUCAUGUACUCCCUCAGAACAAUAUUUAUUGUCACAUUAUCCUGACUCUUCAUCUAUUUCAAUUUCACUCCGAUGAACAUCCUCUUGAAAUGAAUAAGUUGUUUUUCUUCAUCUGAAUUCACUGAUAAUCUUGUCUGAUCUUAUUAGCCAGAAUUCUUACCUGAACUUACUAGUCAUAUCUUAUCUAAUAAUGGUGCUAUGUACUUCAUUAUAAAUGUUACAUCGUUCUACUACUCCAUAUUAUAUACGAAGUCUUGCAUUAAGUUAUCCUCCGGAUUAUCGUUUAUUGCAAAAAAUUCCCUCAAAGAUUCUCAUUUUUCACUAGAGGUCUUAUGUCCUUGUUGUCUUAUUGACAUGAUUUUGUUUGACUUAAUGUUCAUUAAUACCUAAUAAAACAUGAUACUACUUUGAUUUCGAGCUCCAUAUGUUCCCUGAGUAGCUAUCAAUGAUGGAAAUAAUGACGUCGUCAGACAAUGGGGAAUGAAAAUUCCAAAUUGAAGCUCCCACAAAUCCAAACUGAAGUUUCCACAGCCACAAAGGUCUUGUCAUCUAUAACCAGCCUGCCAAUAAUGACUUCUCUAUAAUUUAAAUGAAGGCAUCUUAGCAUAUAAGACAUAUAUUUACUGAAUUGCUAGUAGUGUAGUGGUGAAAGAUAAAGACAUUCAAACUCUAUAAUUUUCCAUUAGUAGAACUGCAGAGGGAUUAUCUGAUGUCUGACUCCGGUAGCAGUUGCAGAAACAAACGAUGGUCUCUUACUGGCAUGACUGCUCUUGUUACCGGGGGCUCUAAAGGAAUCGGACAUGCAGUUGUGGAAGAGCUAGCAGGACUAGGGGCUAAGGUUCAUACAUGUGCUAGAAACGAGUCUGAACUCGAAGCUUGCAAACGUGAUUGGGAGGCCAAAGGCUUUCAAGUCAGUUGUUCUGUUUGUGAUUUAACAUCUCGAUCCCAGAGAGAAAAGCUCAUGGAAACUAUUUCCUCUGAGUUCAAUGGCAAACUAAAUAUCCUGGUAAGCAACGUUGGGACAUACCUAAAGAAGCCAACAACAGAUUUCACAGCAGAAGAUUAUGCAGCUAUAAUGAGCACCAACCUUGAAUCAACUUACCAUAUAUGCCAGCUUGCCUAUCAUCUUCUUAAGGCAUCGGGUUUUGGCAGCAUCAUUCUCAUGUCUUCUGUUGUUGGUGUUGUGGCUAUUGAUGUUGGCUCACUUUACGGCACAUCAAAAGGAGCAAUGAACCAAUUAGCAAAGAAUUUAGCAUGUGAGUGGGCAAAGGAUAACAUCAGAAUUAAUUCUGUUGCACCUUGGUACAUCCGUACCCCUCUUACUGAAGAGAUCCUUAAUGACAAAAAAUAUUUGGAAGGAGUAUUAGGAAGAACUCCUCUUGGAAGAACAGGGGAGAUGGAAGAGGUGUCUGCCUUAGUGGCAUUCUUAUGCAUGCCUGCUGCUUCUUACAUUACUGGCCAGACCAUUUGUGUUGAUGGAGGUUUUACUAUCAAUGGAUACAACCCAACUUUUUGCUAGAUAACUUGCAUUGGUUCGGGUCCAUGACUUUUAAGUAGAGAGUCGAUAUCUUCAAGCCUUCAAUAAGUUGUACGUAGUCAUGUAGACACGUAGUCCCUAGGAACAGAAUUGAUUGUCACAUUAUCCCGACUCUUCAUCUAUAUCAAUUUCACUCUGAUAAACCUCAGUAUGAAUCUUUUGUUUCUCUUCA
Molecule: messenger RNA, 1723 nt
Organism: Chenopodium quinoa (quinoa)
Lineage: Eukaryota; Viridiplantae; Streptophyta; Magnoliopsida; Caryophyllales; Amaranthaceae
Product: tropinone reductase homolog At5g06060-like
Exons: 5
Coding region: 724-1533 (269 amino acids)
Molecular function (GO): oxidoreductase activity
Source: RefSeq, a predicted model, not a curated record